AUGGUGGGAAAAGUUUUGUGCUUAAAAUGUAUUGCUUUGAUUGCAGGAGAUGGGCGUGGUAUGGGUACUGGCUUUAAUCAAGCACUAUAUUUAACGGAAAGUGGACUAACACUGAAUAUGAAUAUAGCGUUUACAUGUUUUUAUUUACCAUUGAAUUUUGUUGAAUUUGCUUCAAAAUAUCUUCGAAAAGAUAUAACAGUAGGUUUGAAUGAUUAUGAACUCAGAGCUUUGAGAUUCAUUGCGAAAGAUUUGUUAAUUGAAACGUUCCAUACCGGUCGAAAUAUACGUUAUCGAAUUCGAGAAUUUGGUCGUCCAGCAUCUAAAAUUAAAUUUAACGUUGGCAAUGAUGAUGAAAGUGGUACACUAGGCGAAGAAAUGACAGUUGCUGACUAUUUUGCUAAAAAAUAUAAAAGAAAAUUAAAAUAUCCAGAUUUACCAUGUAUCAAUGGAAUGGUCGGCUCAAGAAACCAAGCGAAUUGGUUACCAAUGGAGAUAGUUAAACUCGUGGAAUGGCAACGAUGUUUCAGACCAUUAGAUAAUGUUCAACGAAAACUUGUUACAACAAUGUCGAGUGUUGGACCCGAUGCGAGAUACCAACAAAUAAUGCGUUAUGUUCAUGACCGUCAGUUUCAAUCAGAUCCAUAUUUAAAAGAUUUAAAUAUUGUUGUUGAUACAGAAGAAAUGAUGGAAAUCAACGCUCGUAUUUUACCACCGCCCGAAGUAAUAUAUCGCACACAGCAACAAGAGGACAUUGUGGAACAUGUCAGUAUCAGUAAAUGGACGAUUUGUAACCACUUUUAUACAGUACCCGAUAUUCAAAAAUGGGCAGUCUUGUAUUUUGCUGAUGAAAAGCCAAAUGAAGUCGUGAUUAAUGUUUUAAACGAGUUUUUAUAUGAGUUAACAAAAGUUCUCACUCGUUUUGGUAUACAAUUGCAUAAUAAACCAUACCAAGCCUCAAAACCAGCAACACGAACAGAAAUUGAAAAAGAACUGCGACGGGCAAGUGAACAAAAGUGGCAACUGACAUUGAUUAUUUUAAAUGAUACAAAAGAAGAAGUCUAUGAGUAUGUAAAACAAUUAGGCAAUCAACGCUUGGGCGUUGUAACACAGUGUGCAUCAUUCUCGGCAAUUCAAGGACAUUCGGGUAAACUGAGAAUGUACGUUGAGAAUUUAUCACAGAAAAUUAAUGGAAAAUUGGGUUGCAUCAAUGGUGUUGUUAAGUUAAAAUCAACGUUACAAUGUCCACAAAAAGAAGACUUAUUUAUGUUUAUGGGAGCUGAUGUAACGCAUACAACGUGUUCGAGAGAAAAACCAUCAAUUGCUGCUGUUGUUGCUAGUCGUGAUACGACUGGCUCAUUGUAUGCUGCUCGGUUAUGUGAACAAUAUCCGAAUCUUAGUCUACGUUCACUAGAAAUUAUUAAAGAAUUGGAAAAAAUGGUGGUUGAUUUAUUGUGUGUUUUUCAAAGUUCAUGUAAUAAUCGAUUACCAACGAAAAUUGUGUUUUAUCGUGAUGGUGUUGACGAUGGACAAUUUCAAAAAGUGUUGGAUAAUGAAGUAAAAAGCAUAAAGGAUGCGUGUAAAAUUGUUUAUGGUCAGAUACCAACACCAAAAUUAACAUUUAUUGUUGUUAAAAAACGACAUAACACACGUUUUUUUAUUUAUAAGGAUAAACAAACAAAAAAUGUUCAGGCUGGUACAGUUAUUGAUACAGAAAUAACACAUCCCAGUCAAUUUAAUUUUUAUCUCAAUUCACAUGCGGCAAUUAAGGGAACGUCGAGACCAGCACUGUAUCAUGUGCUGCAUGAUGAAAUCGGUUUUACGUCUGAUGAAAUUCAACAACUUACUUUUUGGUUAUGUCAUACUGAUGCUCGCUGUUCAAAAUCUGUUAGUAUUCCUACACCAGUACAUUAUGCACAUUUGGCUGCAAAACAAAGUCGAGCAUUCGACUUUGAAGAUGACUCCAAUACUGAUGACUUUGAAUAUAAGUCAAGCACAGCUCCUUCUCUGACUAUGAAUGAUCUUAACCCACAAAUACAAUCAUCAUCAGUCCGCACUGGACAAAAGAAAAAAGGUUUAUCAAGAUUAGCACUGGCGCGUAUUCGUGAAGCUGUACAACAAUUUAAAGAUACGAAGACAAUGCCGGACAGCCAUCACUGGAAGUGA
Messenger RNA from Didymodactylos carnosus, 2163 nucleotides. The record is from the annotation of a GenBank genome assembly. NCBI's taxonomy places the organism in Eukaryota, Metazoa, Rotifera, Eurotatoria, Philodinida, Philodinidae.